Messenger RNA from Entrophospora candida, 837 nucleotides. The record is from the annotation of a GenBank genome assembly. NCBI's taxonomy places the organism in Eukaryota, Fungi, Glomeromycota, Glomeromycetes, Entrophosporales, Entrophosporaceae.
AAAGAAGGUCAUUUGCCCGAUGGAUGGGUUCAAACUACUCUUGAUUCUGCUUACACAAAUUCCACCAAUAAAUUAUUAUUUGUAGGAUGCCAAGUAGCAAUAAAUUCAGCACAUAUUGUGAUUAUUGAUUAUGAACAAAAUAUAAUUUGUGAUGAAUGGUUUCAAAUUGAACAUUCAUCUGCUAGUGAUAAUAACAAUAAAGAAUUGAACCAUGGAAUGAAAAGUUUAAAGAAUAUGCAAAAUAUUUUAUUGUCUCUUAUAACUAGAAAUACAAAAUUAGUUGGUCAUUGUUUAUCAAAUUAUUUAAAAUUAUUAAAAUACGCACACCCGUAUAUUAUUGAUACAUCAAUUCUAUAUCAAGAUAAUAAUGAAUUAUAUUCAAGACCAACAUUAAGCUUUCUUAAAACAACUUUGUAUAAAAUUACAUUGGAAGUUACUAAUACUCCAGAGGAAGAGGCAAAUGCAAUUCUUUCUUUAUAUAAAUACACACUUGAACGAGGUCCUUACGUAGGAAAAAGCAAAGAAUCUUUAAUCAACAUUUUAAAUAUAAGUAAUAGAUCCACUGUAUUCAUUGAUCAUAGAGAUAAAUUUCAGUUAUUUGGUGGUGGUUCAACUUCUAAUGCAAAUCUUGUUUUAUGUACCAAUGAUGAAGAGGCACUUGUUUCUACUUAUUUAUAUCUUAAAAGAUUUCCAAAUGGGGAAGAUCAAUUAAAAUGUUUAAAAACCAUUAAUGAUAGGAUAGAUAAUUUAUAUCAUAAACUAUCAACAAACAGUGUUCUAAUGGUCAUUGGUGAACCGAAAAAAGAAAACAACGAAAAAGGGAUUGCUUUUAUUAGA